AUGACUUCCAGACUACACCAUGCAUUUACACCUUUUAGCAACGGUGGAUCGAAUCCACUUAUGUUGGAUGGAGAAGACAAGGACAUUGAUGAUUCCAAAGAUGAACGGCGGCAAUUGAUUGAAUUGUUCCAAACCUAUGCUGAUAUGUAUCCAAACCCCCGUUUGGUUGAAGAGUAUCGCUUAAGGGAUACACUACUACAAGCUGCUUCGGCGGCUAGCGUUGCUAGCGCGAGUGAGAAGAAACAGCAAGCAAAAGAUCGUGGUUUCUUCAGUCGCUGGUGGUUUGGAGAUGACGAUGUCAAAAGUGAAGAAAAGGAAGAGGAAUCUGGCUCAUUCGAGGGAAACGCAAAUGUCAUCAGCGAGGAUCCCUUGGUUUACCUGGACGCCGAUGUCGAAACUGAGGACGAAACCCUAUGUGGAACAAUGCAUGGCCUUGACCUAGAAUGUAUUCCAACUGAAGUAUACAGUCUUGCCAGGUUUCACUUGGCAUCAACUCGAACUCGUCACAACAAGGCGAAUGUUUUUCGAGAAGGAGUUACCUUUUCUUCUUCUACGCGUUCCCUGGUGGUGGUUGGCCUUGGGCAGAUUGCAGAACUCUCGACACAACAAGAACCUUGUCUGUCAAAGACAUCAGAUCGCGACAUGCUCGCGGCGUAUGCUGACGCAAAAGAGCAAUUCUCUCUUUCGUAUGUUCGAGCAACAGUUAUUACAGAUAAUUGUAUCGCCGUGUCUUGGGGAUUCCUUGAUGGAAUAGUUGUUAUCUAUCGUCGCGUACAAAACGCAACGUCGUCCAUCGGAUGGGAAACUGUUUGGAUACUGGGACCAUCAAAUGGACUCCUCGAGAACAUUCGUGGACGUGAAUUCUUCCAUGACGACGAGAACCAUCCAAGUUCACCAAUGUUGCGUGUCAGCGAUUGCUUGCCGCUUCAAGUUGAGACAGGAAAGCUGUCCGAACCGACCACUAUAAUUUUGGUAUUGGCACGGUUGGGGGGUUACAUUGAAUUGAUUCCAUUGCCGCAGGGCGUUUGGGAUGGGCCUGCUCUUGGUGAACAAAACACAAAAAAUGCCUCAAAAGUUGGAUUGCGAAACACGAUAGCACAUUACACUAGUGGUCGCAAAAUCGAGUCCCCUCCAAACGCUUUAGCAUUAACCACAUCACAAUGUCAUAUUGAUGUUUUGUCAUUGCAUGCGCUACGAACAUCUGCUUCUUUUGGCAGCAAUUGGAACAUUGAUGCUUUUCCGGAUUCACCCCCUUCGGAACACAUCAUUUGUGCCUCAGGUAUGAAUGAAGAUGGAUUAGAAGUCGUUUCUUUCUGGGCUAUGAGUGCAAUUUUUUCCGAGGCCCAGGAUCGACACUUCGGGAUUGGCACCCAGCUACAUUCAUCAUUGAUCGAAGCAAUUACAACUAGGACAGGUGCCGACAUCUCUUUCUUCGCAACAGCGGGUAUUAUGAAACGAUGGAGAAAACCAAAAUCUAUUGUCAUUCGAGAAGGCAGAAAGUUCAACAGAUUACCUGUCGCCGACUUGAAGAUUCAAUCGGCUUUCCAAGAAUGCACCACAACAAUAUCAAUUACUGCUCCGAUUGUGAAGCUUGAAUUGAAUGUGCGCAAAAAUCCAGACCAUGGAGCAUGGCUCACGUUCAUGGACUGGAAUGGUGGAGUAGAGAUCUUGGAUUGUGAGUUGAUCGAGCGCUUUGCCGCACAGUCGGCUAGCUCUGAAGAGUUCAACAAGUACCAAAAUGCAGACCCUUCUGUUUCACUUGCAACGACAAUUGCUGGACGAAAUCAAAUUGCAAAUAUUCUCAAUAAGAUUAGUGCUGCGUCAACCAAAGCUUCUUUGCAGCAAUCAACAAUUGAAGUUUGCGACAUCAAAUGGGCCUCACCGGUUGAUUUGCAACUUCAAAAUGUUGACUAUCCCUUCUUGAUUCUUUUCGUGAAGACGGUUGGAAAUUCUGCCGUGGUUGCUCUUUCAGCAAAGUUAUCCCUAAAAUUUGUUGCAUUGACUGGAAACGGUGAAGCAAUCAAGCUGUGUUGCACAAAUAGUCUUACUUUGAUUGCAACGAAGAAUGGGAGAAAAAGGAAGGGAAUGAGACACUUUGCUUUGCAAGUUUUCCAAUCACAGGAAAAGAUAGGUACAAAGCGAUUUGACAAUGACUUCCACUCAAAGUCUGGGCGAGCAAAUCAAGCUAUCAAUUCUCUUGCGACAAAUGAAGACCCAUCGAUAAUUGUUUCUGAAGUUUUGUCAAUUGUUAGAGAUGGUGCUACGGAAGGAACAAUGACAGUUGAAUACUUGCGCAAAAUUUGUCACCAUGCCAUUUGCAGAGGAGGGAACGUGAGGGAGAUGGAAAACCAGGUGCAGGAAAUAAUGUCUUUUCUCGUGAAACUUGGAACGUUUCAACUCGUCUGUGAGCACUUGUCCACCGAACCAUCACUUAUUCAAUUCUGGGAGAAAUUCCAAAAUGUGUCGAUUCCAGUUAUUGCAAAGAGGUUUGCAGCGCGAGCAGAUAUAUGUGCUCUUACAAUUAUCACUUAUCGGCACCGAGUCAAGUUGGACGACUACAUCAGAGUCCUGGAUAGCAUCCCCCUCCCUACUGAUCCAACUUUAUUCGCUCACUUGAUUCCUACCUUUAGGCAGGAUACAAUAGGGCGUAGUUUUCUUUUUGCUGAUGAUGCAGAUCACAUUGUCACUGCAAAUUGGUCAAACCUGCCUUCUUUUGCGCUACAAACCUAUGGAAUACAACUGUUUUUGGAUCAUGAUGACAAUGAUAAUGUUCUCAAGGGAUUCUUGGAUGGCCAAGAUGUCACAACAGACGAUGCAGCAGUGUUUUGGAUGUGGUUGUUUGCACGAGCAGCAUUCAUGCAAUCUUUUAUUGGCAAUGUGAAACACACCAUCUUGCUCCUCAAACUAGGGGUGCAAAGCAAAAGUCACUCAAUGUCGCACGAAUUUGAAGAGACUGUGGGCUCCAUUCAAUCAAAUCUUCUUUAUUCAUCACUUAUGAGCUUCAUCAUUGAAGUUGGCAAGUUUAUGGUUGAUGGUAAAGAGAUCAUUAACAGACUUAGCAGUGAUGAUCUGAUUGCAAUGAAAGCGCAGGAAAUUGUUGAAAUAACUCUCAGGGGGGAGAUUUGCCCAGCAAAAGUUGUUGACAAAUGUUUCAGAUUUCUCAGGCCUUUGGCAAAGAGUAUGACUCACGGAAAGAUUGCUGUUUUUGAUCUUGACAACGCAAUAUCUUCGUUCUGCAUUGGGCUUGUUGAGAAAUAUUGCGCCAAUCCUUUGAAAAAACCACAAACAAAACAAUGGUUUCAUGGCUUUCUUUGCAGCGUCUUUGUCAGCCUUGCUGUUGCGGAGGACAGCAGGACUUCAAAACCUCGGGACAUGCGUAUCAUCAGAGAAAAGAUGGAGCUCCUACGCAUGGUGAAAUCAAUUUUAGUGGUAUCGGCGCUCACUUUCUGUAAUCUCAACGUCACUCAGGAAUCAUGCAAUUUGUUUCUCAACACCUUCUGGCAGCUUUGCGAGACUCUUCCUGCACCUAUGCCAUGUCGCUCAACAAGUGAACACGAAUACGACACAGACACUCUGUUUUGCUCCAACGCUUUGCUGGGAUUUGAAAUCUUCUUGCAGUGGCCUGGAUGUUUUCCAUUUUGUUUUCUCUCAAAGUUUUGCCAGGUCCACCCAAACUGCAACAUGGAAGAGUUUGGAAUUCCUUUUAUUAUAGAAUUGUGCGACUCAUUCUGUGCGCAAGUCAAAAAGCGUCCUUCUCAGGAAGACCUCAACAUGCUCUUGAGUGACCUCUUGGAGGAUGUGACGAAGCUCAACAUGCUUUGUUUUCAAGGUUCAAUCAACCUUCCCUUUAUUUUGACGAAGUAUCUGGUUCCACUUCUUCUCAAGCUUGAGGCUUUUGAAGUGGUGAUGAGACUGGUAGAGCACCAUCCAAAUUUCAUUGAACACUCUGGUGUAGAGCUUGAAAUGCUAAAAUUGAUAGAAGAUGAGAACUUGGUUGAGGAAGAAGGCUCCGCCCGGAAAGUCUUGUGGUUUCAAGAUCAUGCAAAUGAGAUCAAAAUGAUAUUCCCUGACAUUGUCCUUGUAUUGGACCCAUUGGAUAGAUGCAUCAAGGCGUGCAAUUUCAUCAACUCGUUCAUUUUUCAGGGCUCUGCUGAUGUAGAGCCAAUGACACCAAUCAAGAUGAAGUAUGUGCUUCCGUUUGACCUUGUUGAUUGUAUUCUUGAGGUGGUACCCGAAAGUGUGUGUUACGGAUGUCCUCAAUGGGUGAAGCCGAUCCAUUUUAGUGGGCAAUUGUUGCAAUAUGGUAAACACUACACCAAUGGGGAACUGGAGAAUGAUCCUAAACAGGUGGGCGAAGCUAUUUUAUAUCUUGCUGCUAUACUAGGAUGCACCGACUUUUAUUCAACAGCUUUGGUUAAGUGCAAAGUGGUCGAAGUCGCUGUUAAGGAGGGGCUGCAAGAAGCAGCUGUCAGACUUUGUCAAACUUUGAUUCGUGAGUGGCAAAUCACCUCUGUCAAGAACUACGCCACCACUGUUGGAAUUGCAGGUGCGAUCCAUGAUUCAUCAAUGGACAAGUCUUUUGGGAACAGUCUAGCCAGGUGGGAGCUUUGUCAGACAUUCAUCAGGGAAAUGUAUUGCUUGACAGGACUGUUGUGUUCCAGAUCAGUGCUCUCAAUUGUGUCCCUAUGUGCAUCCCUUGAUUUGGAAUGCACAUGCUUUGCUUCCGAUCAGCAGCAUAUGCACUCAAGUCAAGAAGAAUCCCUAGUGUUGCCUUCAUUGCUUGCAGAUGGUUCUCAGUGCCCAGAGCAACAAUCCAGUCUGAGCAUGCUCCUCCGUGAUUUUCACUUGUAUGUCUCACUGGGAAAAAUCCAAGAUUAUACGACAACUACGCUUUGCAUGAGGCUAAUCGACAUCUAUAUCACGACCUUGAAAACGAAAACUAGAUUGCUUGAAAGACUAUUUUCUUACCAAAUCAUAUUUCUUGGUUGCGUCUUGGGGCUUCAUACAUCAGGUAGUGCUGCACUGGUAGCACUAAUCCAUGGCCUGCUUGAAUCUGUGGACACAGAGUUGCACUAUCGGCAUGAAGACAAUUGCGAUACAAGGUCAACUUUCAUUUACAGUCCCAAUUCUGAAGUAGUCAACAAUUUGACCAAACAAGGCUAUAGCAAAUGUGCAGCUGCUCGAGCAACAAUCAUGAGCCAAAACAAAGGCUACAGUGCAGCGCAAGAAUGGGCAAUAGCUCAUUCGUUGCAAACAAAAUCUAAUCAGCCAUUUCUGAGCAUCCAAUCUUCAACAAAGGCAAGCAGUGCUGACGAGCCUAUUCAGACCUUGAGAAAAGUGUUGGAAAAGUUGGAAUAUUUUGGCGCCAGUGGCAAAGCUGAGUUCUUGCUUCUGCAUAAUCCUCAAGCCCGUCCUUCCACAGAAAUCCACUCAAAACCUCAAAGUUUUGUGAGGAAGCAGGCCAUGAAUGAUGAAAGCACAGCAGUGGACAGCAGAGUUCGGGGGGGAGCUCAAAGCAAUAGAAACUUCCAAAGUGAUUUGAUGUGGCAGCAUGAAUGCAGUCACAAGGAAUUGUCUGCUCACAAUAGCCAUCGAACAGGUGUUUGCAACAAGGAAGGAAGUAUUCUACAUGUAGAACGCUCAGAUUGUCGACAAUCAUUGGCACCGGGAGCACUCUUGUCGGGUCAGAGCACAUCAGAAUUGCGAGUUCUAGAAACUGGGCAACAGCAGGUUUCUGAAAGAGUUGCCAACAGAGAUAAUGGUGCAACAUGUGAUAUUGCACGAGCUCAACUGAUAGAAGAAGGUCGAUUGCUGCUUCAAAAGACCAUGAGAAAGAAGCGGUCCAAAGCAUUGUCAACAACUUGGUCCACGCAGUAG
Cylindrotheca closterium is the source of this 5877-nucleotide messenger RNA. NCBI's taxonomy places the organism in Eukaryota, Bacillariophyta, Bacillariophyceae, Bacillariales, Bacillariaceae. The record is from the annotation of a GenBank genome assembly.